Messenger RNA from Lynx canadensis (Canada lynx), 2746 nucleotides. It is a transcript of the gene RABGGTA, whose product is annotated as Rab geranylgeranyltransferase subunit alpha. The record is from RefSeq and is a predicted model, not a curated record. The transcript has 17 exons. Gene Ontology annotation, cellular component: cytoplasm; Rab-protein geranylgeranyltransferase complex. Gene Ontology annotation, biological process: protein geranylgeranylation. NCBI's taxonomy places the organism in Eukaryota, Metazoa, Chordata, Mammalia, Carnivora, Felidae. Bases 975 to 2687 code for a protein of 570 amino acids. Gene Ontology annotation, molecular function: protein binding; zinc ion binding; Rab geranylgeranyltransferase activity.
UAUAAAUUUUGAAAAAUAAUUAAUUAAUUUUUUAGAAAAGAAUGAAUGGGAGACAACGAUACCUCUUUACUUUCGGAGUUUGAGGUGUCUCUGGAACACCCAGGUGAUAUCCAAUAGGCUUUUGAAUAGGUGUGCACAUAUAUAUGUUUAUUAUUACAGCUCGCGAGACAUCUGGGCUGGAGACACAAGUUUGAGUGUUAUCAACUCCCAGGUGGUAAUUAAAACUAUGAGUGUGUAUGACUUCACCCAGAGAAAGUGUGGGGCCGGAAAAUCUGUGGGCCCAGGACAGAGCUCUGGGGAGCUCCAACUCCAAGCAGGAGAAGGCUUGGAUUUGUAAAUGUUCUCCCAGGAACAAUGUGUGAUGUGAAAGAGGGUGGUGAAAGGGCCCUGGACAUCACCAACAUUUAGGGGAGAAGAAGGUGAACAGAUGAGAAGAUUGGGGCAGAGGCGCAGGAGAAGCCAGGAAAGGGUGUCAAGUGUAAGGAAGUCGGCUACAUGAAAGCUUCAGGGAUCAGUGGAGAUAAGGACAGGAAACUCCACCAGUUAAAUGUGGCAACUAGAUGGCCAGUGGCCAGAAUGAGGUCAGCAGGAUGGCUAGUGCGUGAGUUCCCGGCUGUAGAAAAAACUUAUGCAACUAGACUGCAGUUCUACCAGCUGACUGAAAUUGCAGCCCGUACUGCUUGCGCGCGCCACUGCGCACGCGCACUCGUAAACACAAGAAGUAAAACAGGGAUUUAGCCUUUCUAGAGAGUACCGGCGCACGCGUCUACCGAGCCCGCCUACUCCGCCGCCGGCCCCUCUCCACACCUGCAGAGGGCGCUGCGCCUUGAAGAGACCGGGCGUGGCGCCGCUCUAGCCUGCGCCCGGACUCCGUGGCAGGCGCGGCAGCUUAGCGUCCCCCACGCCUCCCCUCGGCGCAGGUUUCUCAGGCUUCCAAGGGACCCCUCCCCGGUCCUGAACCCUGAGCCGGCACCAUGGUGAGAACUCACGGGCGCCUGAAGGUGAAGACAUCGGAAGAGCAGGCGGAGGCCAAAAGGCUAGAGCGGGAGCAGAAGCUGAAGCUAUACCAGUCAGCCACCCAGACUGUCUUCCAGAAGCGCCAGGCUGGUGAGCUGGAUGAGUCUGUCCUGGAACUGACAAGCCAGAUUCUGGGAGCCAAUCCUGACUUUGCCACCCUCUGGAACUGUCGACGAGAGGUGCUUCAGCAGCUGGAGGCCCAAAAGUCCCCUGAGGAGUUGGCUUCUCUGGUGAAAACAGAACUGGGCUUCCUGGAGAGUUGCCUGCGGGUGAACCCCAAGUCCUAUGGUACCUGGCACCACCGCUGCUGGCUGCUGGGCCGCCUGCCAGAGCCCAACUGGGCCCGGGAGCUGGAGUUAUGUGCCCGCUUCCUCGAGGUCGAUGAGCGGAACUUUCACUGCUGGGACUACCGGCGCUUUGUGGCUGCACAGGCAGCCGUACCCCCUGCAGAGGAGCUAGCCUUCACUGACAGUCUCAUCACCCGAAACUUUUCCAACUACUCCUCUUGGCAUUACCGCUCCUGUCUCUUGCCCCAGCUGCACCCCCCGCCGGACUCUGGACCACAGGGACGCCUCCCUGAGGAUGUGCUACUCAAAGAGCUGGAGCUGGUACAGAAUGCCUUUUUCACCGACCCCAAUGAUCAGAGUGCCUGGUUCUAUCACCGCUGGCUCCUGGGACGAGCUGACCCCCAGGAUGCCCUGCGCUGCCUGCACGUGAGCCGGGAUGAGGCCUGUCUGACUGUCUCCUUCUCUCGGCCCCUCCUAGUGGGGUCCAGGACAGAGACCUUGCUGCUCUUGGUUGAUGAGUCACCCCUGGCUGUGGAGUGGAGGACCCCAGAUGGCAGGAACCGGCCUAGCCACGUCUGGCUCUGUGACUUGCCUGCUGCCUCCCUCAAUGACCAAUUGCCCCAGCAUACGUUUCGUGUCAUUUGGACAGAAGGCGAUGCCCACAAGGAGUGUGUGCUUUUAAAAGGCCGCCAGGAGGGCUGGUGCCGGGACUCGGCCACGGAUGAGCAGCUCUUCAGGUGUGAGCUGUCGGUGGAGAAGUCCACGGUGCUACAGUCCGAACUCGAAUCCUGUAAGGAGCUGCAGGAGCUGGAGCCGGAGAAUAAGUGGUGCCUGCUCACUAUCAUCCUGCUGAUGCGGGCACUGGAUCCUCUGCUGUAUGAGAAAGAGACACUCCAGUACUUCCAGACCCUCAAGGCCGUGGACCCGAUGCGGGCAGCGUACUUGGAUGACCUACGCAGCAAGUUCUUGCUGGAGAACAGUGUGCUCAAGAUGGAGUAUGCUGAGGUGCGCGUGCUGCACCUGGGUCACAAGGAUCUGACAGUACUCUGCCAUCUGGAACAGCUGCUCUUGGUCACUCAUCUUGACCUGUCACACAAUCGUCUCCGAGCCCUGCCCCCUGCCCUGGCUGCCCUGCGCUGCCUUGAGGUCCUUCAGGCCAAUGAUAAUGCCAUAGAGUCCCUGGAUGGUGUCACCAACCUGCCCCGACUACAGGAGCUCUCACUGUGCAACAACCGCCUCCAGCAGCCCACAGCGCUCCAGCCUCUUGCCUCCUGCCCCAGGCUGGUCCUCCUUGACCUGCAGGGCAACCCCCUGUGCCAAGCAGCGGGCAUCUCUGAGCACCUGGCCGAGCUGUUGCCUUCAGUUAACAGCAUCCUCACCUAGGAGAUCCUUCCCCACCCCUGUUCUUUAACUUAUUGGGACUGAAUAAACAAUGGAGAGGC